Molecule: messenger RNA, 973 nt
Organism: Vigna radiata var. radiata (mung bean)
Lineage: Eukaryota; Viridiplantae; Streptophyta; Magnoliopsida; Fabales; Fabaceae
Product: PHD finger protein ALFIN-LIKE 1
Exons: 5
Coding region: 64-798 (244 amino acids)
Biological process (GO): regulation of DNA-templated transcription
Cellular component (GO): nucleus
Molecular function (GO): histone binding; transcription cis-regulatory region binding; transcription coregulator activity
Source: RefSeq, a predicted model, not a curated record
UCUUCUGCUCUGUAUAUUUCUUUUCAUUCUCUUAAGCUCUUUUGAUCCCUACCCUCCAGCUGCAUGGCUUCCAAGCCCCGAACAGUUGAAGAGAUCUUCAAGGAUUUUAGAGCCCGAAGAAACGCUAUUAUUCGCGCACUCACUCAUGACGUUGAUGAAUUUUACGGACUCUGUGAUCCAGGUAAGGAUAACUUGUGCCUCUAUGGACAUCCAAACGGGGCCUGGGAGGUAGCUCUGCCAUCGGAGGAAGUUCCACCGGAGCUCCCUGAGCCAGCUCUUGGAAUCAAUUUUGCCAGGGACGACCUGAGCCGCAAGGACUGGCUUUCUCUGGUUGCCGUGCAUAGUGAUUCAUGGCUGCUUGCAGUGGCCUUUUACCUUGGAACUCGGCUUAACCACAACGAAAGAAAACGCCUAUUUGGUUUGAUCAAUGCUCUUUCCACUGUUUUUCAAGUUGCUACUGGCAAUAAACCAAUUAAGGAGAAGCUGACAAUGGAUAGCGGAAGCAAAUCUGAUGUAAGCAUCGAUGGAGCCAUGAUGAAAGGUGAGCCUAUUAAAAUAUUUUGUGGAAGCUGUGGUGGAAAAUACACUGGAGAUGAACUUUGGAUCGGUUGUGAUAUAUGUGAGUGGUGGUACCAUGGGAGGUGCGUUAUGAUUAACCCUGCAAAGGCUGACACCCUAAAGCGCUAUAAAUGUCCAGCAUGCAGCUUGAGGAGGAGCAGGUCAAAGACUGAAGACAAUGAAAUGGGAAUAAGUGACUCAGAUGAACCUUGUUUCAUGGCUGACAAGAUCACAAGAUAGUGCAAUACAGUUACUUCACUUGUAGAGGUUCAUUUAGUAUAUAGAAUAUAGAGUAUAUGACAAAUUUCAAUCGGAUAAUUAGAUGAUGAUAUUUUCUUCAAUUUACACAUUGUAAUUUUGUUUUAUUUCAAUGUUGUUUCACGAAGAAAAAGGUGGCCGUUUUCAACUUUUAUCC